AUGAACUUUGCUAUACGUGCAUUACGUAAAAAUGAACAACGUGUAGCUGUUCUCUUUAUUAUGACAAUUUAUCCAAAUAAAGUAUCGGCUUCGACUAGUCCAUUUGCUUUUAUCAAAGAUUACAGUGGCAUUCCACGAGAACAAGAAAUUCUCUUCUCAACACACACUGUUUUUCGUGUCGGUAAAAUCAAACCAACAUUUAACUAUAAUCGCCUCUGUGAAGUUCAUUUGACUCUCACAGAUGACAAUGAUCCACAAUUGGCUGCUCUAACGCACCGCAUGCGACAGGAGCUCUGUGGAUCCACAGGAUGGCACCGAUUGGGUCAUUUGAUGCUCAAAGUGGGCGAAUAUAAUCAAGCCGAAGAAUUAUACAAUGAAUUACUCAAGAAGGCUUCCACUGACAGUGAAAAAGCACAUAUCUAUCAUCAGCUUGGAUGUGUGAAAGACGAGGAAGGAGAAUACAAAGAUGCAGCUUUAUUUUACGAAAAGUCCCUCGAAAUCUCCCGAAAAACUCUCCCGGAAGAUGAUCCGUCAUUGGCUGCUAUCUAUACCAAUAUCGGUGGAGUAUAUCACAAUGUGGGUGAUUACUCCAAAGCACUUGAAUUUUACGAAAAAGCACGUCAAAUAAAAGAAAAAGCUCUGACUCCGAAUGAUCCAUCAUGCGCAACUUCCUACAACAACAUCGGCUCAGCGUAUUAUCACAUGCUUGAAUACUUAAAAGCAGUUGAAUUUUACGAAAAUGCACUGGAAAUCGAAGAAAAAACUCUGCCGCAAAAUCAUCCCUUAUUGGCCACUUCCUACUGCAACAUGGGUUCGGUGUAUAAAGACAUGGGGGAUUACUUGAAAGCGCUUGAGUUUUACGAAAAAGCACUUAAAAUAUCAGAAAAAGCUCUGCCUCCGAAUCAUCCUGAUUUAGCUACUUUCUACGGCAACAUGGGUCAAGUGUAUCACAACAUAAGUGACUAUCCAAAAGCACUUGAAUUCUUCAAGAAAGCUCAUCAAAUAAAAGAGAAAGCGUUAUCUUCGAAUCAUCCCUCAUGGGCUGCUUUCUACAACAACAUCGGAUCGGUGUAUGAGGACAUGGGUCAUUAUCCAGAAGCACUUAAAUUCUAUGAAAAGGCACUCGAAACAUCUGAAAAAUCUCUGCCUUCGAACCAUCCCGAGUUGGCUAAUUCCUAUGGCAACAUUGGUCAAUUAUAUCAGAAUAUGAGUGACUACUCAAAAGCACUUGAGUUUUACAAAAAAGCACUCGGAAUAAGAGAAAAAGCUCGACCUCCCAAUUAUCGCGACUUGGCUACUGCCUACAGCAACAUCGGCUCAGUAUAUUUCUCCAUGGGUGACUACUUGAAAACACUUGAGUUUUACGAAAAAGAACUAGAAAUAAGAGAGAAAAUUCGACCUCUGAAUUAUCGCGAUUUGACUACUUCCUACAGCAAAAUUGGCUCGGUGUAUUACCACAUAAAUGACUACUCGAAAGCGCUGGAGUUUUACGAAAACGAUCUGGAGAUUACGAAAAAAACUGUGCCUUCGACUCAUCCAGAUUUGGCUACUUCCUAUGGCAACAUUGGUUUAGUGUAUAAUAGUAUGGGUGACUACUCGAAAGCACUUGAAUUUUACGAAAAAGGACUGGAAAUUACGAAACAAGCUUCGCCUCCGAAUUAUCGGGGUUUGGCUGCUUCCUAUGGAAACAUUGGAUUGCUAUAUAGACACAUCGGUGAUUAUUCGAAAGCACUUGAAUUUUAUGAUAAAGCACUUAAAAUAAAAGAAAAAGAUCUGCCCCUAGAUGAUUCCGAUUUGGCUACUUCCUACAAAGACAUUGGUUCCGUGUAUCAUGAUAUGGGUGAUUAUAUAGCAGCUCUUGAGGCUCUUCAAAAUGCUUUUCAAAUUCAACAACAAACACUUGACGAAAAUGAUUUCGCUCUUAGCCCUACAUACUGUUGUUUUGGAAAGAUCUAUCGUGGUUUGAAAGAUUACUCAAGAGCACUUCACUAUUUUGAAAAGUGCUACACCAUUGUUCAACAAGUCUUAUCAGAAAAAGAUCCCGCUCUGGCUAUAAUAUAUAAUAAUAUUGGUGAUAUUUAUCGAUUAAUGGGCGAUUAUGAAACGGCACUUUCAUUUCAUCAAAAAGCGUUGAAUAUUCAAGAAAAUGUUGAAUGUAACCCUCUCGAUUGUGCAACAACGUAUACAAGUUAUGGCGAAACUUAUCGAGAAAUGAAAGAUUAUUCAACGGCAUUGAUAUAUUUGCAAAAAGGAUUACAUAUUCGUGAAAAGAAACUUCCAAAACAUCAUCCUGAUUUGGCUGUAAUCUAUCACAAUUUAGCAAAAUUAUAUUUGGCUACUCAACAAUAUAAUAUAGCCAUGGAAAAUAUUCAACAGGCGAUGGACAUUGCUCAAGAAAAAUUGCCUUUAAAUCAUCAACAUCUUCUAGACUAUAGAGAAACAUUUGAAAAAAUCCGUAAGGAGAUGUAA
Rotaria sp. Silwood1 is the source of this 2469-nucleotide messenger RNA. The record is from the annotation of a GenBank genome assembly. NCBI's taxonomy places the organism in Eukaryota, Metazoa, Rotifera, Eurotatoria, Philodinida, Philodinidae.